Messenger RNA from Meriones unguiculatus (Mongolian gerbil), 2932 nucleotides. RefSeq names its product peroxisomal biogenesis factor 11 beta (gene Pex11b). The transcript is spliced from 4 exons. Gene Ontology annotation, biological process: peroxisome fission; regulation of peroxisome size. Gene Ontology annotation, cellular component: peroxisomal membrane. Bases 301 to 1080 code for a protein of 259 amino acids. The record is from RefSeq and is a predicted model, not a curated record. Lineage: Eukaryota; Metazoa; Chordata; Mammalia; Rodentia; Muridae.
CGGAAGCGCCCUGCCGCCUCUCGCGGCUCCGCAGGCUCCACCCCUUGCUGCUGAGUAUUUAAGGCGCAAUGCGCGCCCCGGGUCGUGCUUGGGGGCCGGAGACCUCCAGCGGUGGGUGAGCGGCCUGAGAUCAACCACCAUCUUGCUUCGAGGCCUGAAAUCCCGCUUCGGGGCGGCUCCGGCUGCCUGGCGAUCCUGCCGCCGUUUGUCCCUCGCGAAGCCCCGUUGCUCGCCCAGGAGGCGUGACUAGGGGCUGGAAGCAGGCGGGCUGCGGCGCCGUGGGCCCGGGCUGCCGCUGUCAUGGACGCCUGGGUCCGCUUCAGUGCUCAGAGCCAAGCCCGGGAGCGGCUGUGUAGGGCCGCCCAGUAUGCCUGUUCUCUUCUUGGCCAUGCUUUGCAAAGACAUGGGGCCAGUCCCGAGUUACAGAAGCAGAUUCGACAGCUGGAGGGCCAUCUGAGCCUUGGAAGGAAGUUGCUACGCCUGGGGAAUUCGGCGGACGCCCUCGAGUCAGCCAAAAGAGCUGUGCACCUCUCAGAUGUUGUCCUGAGAUUCUGCAUCACUGUCAGCCACCUCAAUCGAGCCUUGUACUUUGCCUGUGACAAUGUUCUGUGGGCUGGAAAGUCCGGACUAGCUCCCCGUGUGGACCAGGAAAAGUGGGCGCAGCGUUCAUUCAGGUACUAUCUGUUCUCCCUCAUCAUGAAUCUGAGCCGCGAUGCUUAUGAGAUUCGCCUGUUGAUGGAGCAAGAGACUUCAGCGUAUAGCCGGCGAAUGAAGGUCUCUGGAGUAGGGGUCUCGGGAGGAGUUGAGCCUGGGGGACCUGGAGCACCAGGGCCUCCAGGAGGGUGCCUGCCACAGCUGGUUCUGAAGUUUCGGCUCCGAAUCCUGCUACUGGCUCGUGUCCUUCGAGGUCACCCCCCUCUUCUGCUGGACGUGCUCAGAAAUGCCUGUGACCUCUUCAUCCCGCUGGACAAGCUAGGCCUCUGGCGUUGUGGCCCUGGGAUUGUGGGGCUGUGUGGCCUCAUUUCCUCCAUUCUGUCUAUUCUCACCCUAAUCUGUCCCUGGCUAAGACUCAAGCCCUGACACUAUGCACAGGAUAGGGAGGGAGCCUGAGCUGGUGAGAUGGGAUCUUAGAGUGGCCCCAUAUGCCAGCCUCAUUCCAAGCUGACUCCCUGACUGAAGUUAAGAUCCAGAUACUUAGGGACAAAGGGAAGAACCUUGCCAAAGACGAGGUCAGGAAGGUGAUGUUCCAUUGCCAGAAUCUCUUUGCUAUCUUCCCUUUAUCUGUCUUGAGUCUGGUUAGGAAUUUGUCAUCACGAGACAGAAUUGUCUUUCUGAAUCCCCUGUCUAGGUUCUAAAGAGGAGAAUUAUUUUUUGGUAGGGGAGCGCAAGCUUUGGGUGGUAGAGUGUAUUCUUUCUUUCUGAAGCACCAUGUAGCAUUGUUUCCUCCUUCACACACCAUAAUUUUCAAGGCUUAAUUUCACGUCCCAACAAGCUCUUUCUUCGCAUCUCCCCAGCACAGGCUGUUUGACAAUCCUUCCCGUGUCCACCUCCCCUGACCCCCUCCUGACUUAGCACUGACUUUUCUCUGUCCUCCACGCCUUUCAGCUUCUGCUUACACUUUGAUAUUAGAAUUUCCUCCUCCCCUGGCUCUUGCCCUUUCUUUAACUAUCCAUCCUGAUGCUAUAUCUAGCCUCGUGUUGUAAAUAGUGUACAAUGACUCUGUGUAAAUAACUGUGGUCUGUGCCCACAGUGCAAGCAAGCCUUCCAGGACGACAAAUUAAAGAUCAGUUUGCUGACUGACUUAUUUAUUCAAUUUCAAGAUGGGGGUCUCACUAAGUUGCCUAGGUUGGCCUGAAACGCUUGACUUCUGCCUCAGACUACUGAGUAGCUAAACAGAUGUGUGCCACUCCAUCCAGCUGUUCAUUGACAUCUGGUCUGGUCUUUUCAUGUUCUGGUCAUUUUCAGCCUUAGUUCCUGUGACUGUGGAUGGGUUUCUGUGGCACUGGCAACUAACACUUAGUUACCCUUAGGUUUUCACCAGAAGCUUAAGUUUGCGGGAAAGUAGGUAGUGGACAUACGAAAGAAGUGAGAUGCUUCUCCCAUUCUUUUUUUUUUUUUUUAAUAACAAUUUAUUCAUUUCAUAUCUUGGUUGUAGGCCCCUCCUCAUCUCCUGGCCCCAUCCUUUCUCCCUCUUCUCCUUCCCAUAUCCCAGCCAUCCCACUCCCCUAGUUCAUAGAAAGGGGGCACAGAGCUCCCCUACUGUCUGACCCUAGCCUAUCAAGUCCCAUCAGGACUGCCUUGAUCCUCUUCCUCUUUGGCCUGGCAAGGCUGCCCUGCCAGGGGGAUGUGCUCAAAGAGCAGGCAACUGAGUUCAUGUCAGACAGCCUCUGCUCCCCUUACUAGGGAAUCCACAGCCAGGGGUCUAGGUCCUCUCUGUGCAUGGUCCUUGAUUGAUGCAUCAGUCUCUGCUGACCCUUGGGCCCAGCUUUGUUGGCUUUGUUGGUCUUCUUUGUGGCACUCCUGUCCCCUCCCUUCCCUCCUACACUCCACUUCUUCCAUAAGAUGCCCUGUGCUCUGUCCAGCUUUUACCAUUCUUGAGACAUUUAUAGCCUCAAGCUGCGAGAGGGAUGGUCUAAACCAAAACAAUUAUAUUGACACUAAAAAGCACGCCUGUUGAAAAAAGCUCUCGGAGAGCUAUUCAGCACACACACACAUGAUCAGAACUCGGUGGUCUGGCAAGCACAGUAAGACCACCCUCACACACCAGGCACGGAAGUGCCACUGUCACUGCUGUCAGCUCUUAUUUUGCAUUUGCCAGGUUGAUAGCAAUAAGUUAAAAAAAAAUGUCUGUAACCCCUACUUUCUGUUCUAAACUGGAGUAAAUCAUUGGACAAAUAAACAGUGGGAAAAAGCAGCCCCACAAAGGGUCAAA